ACAUAUGUUCCUUCUGAAAAUGCGGAGUUGAGCAGUGCAGCUUUACAAGCUUUAGGAUAUUGUGUAUUUAAUCCAAAUAUUUCUUCUUUGUUAUGUGAAAUAGAAAUACAUGAACUACUUUCUACAUUAAACAAUGUUGCUUUAAAUUCAGGAGACAAACACACUCGCACAAGAGCACUUUGGGUGAUCUCAAAGCAGUCCUUUCCUCCUGAUACUGUUGCAAAGUUGGUACCCAGUAUUAUUGCUAUGCUAGAAACAGUACUAAAAGGAGAUUUACAUUCCAUGGUGGUUGAAUAUGAAGCGCUAAAUGUUAUCAUCCGGAGAAAUCCUCUUGGGACCUGGGAUAUUACAGCAUCUUUAAAAAAAGAUACUGAGGGUGUGGCAUUCAGAAUCCUACAGAAAGUAAUUCCAGAACUCCAAAAGCUGUUUUUUUCAAAACAUGAAACAUAUAUUCUGAAACUGUGGCCCCUGUUUAUAAAGUUGCUUGGAAAAACACUGCACCAUAGUGGAAGCUUUAUCAAUUCCUUGCUCCAUUUAGAAGAACUUGGAUUUCGUAGUGGCUCCCCGGUGGUGAAGAAAAUAGCUUUCAUUGCGUGGAAAAGUCUGAUUGAUAACUUUGCUUUAAAUCCAGGUACACUAACACGUUGAGCAGUAAUGAUCAGCAAUGAAUA
Molecule: messenger RNA, 671 nt
Organism: Protobothrops mucrosquamatus (brown spotted pit viper)
Lineage: Eukaryota; Metazoa; Chordata; Lepidosauria; Squamata; Viperidae
Product: telomere-associated protein RIF1-like
Exons: 6
Biological process (GO): telomere maintenance
Cellular component (GO): nucleus
Source: RefSeq, a predicted model, not a curated record